Messenger RNA from Puntigrus tetrazona (Sumatra barb), 2124 nucleotides. Its product is annotated as glycoprotein-N-acetylgalactosamine 3-beta-galactosyltransferase 1-like. Gene Ontology annotation, cellular component: membrane. Gene Ontology annotation, molecular function: N-acetylgalactosaminide beta-1,3-galactosyltransferase activity. The record is from RefSeq and is a predicted model, not a curated record. The transcript is spliced from 3 exons. The coding region runs from base 133 to 1068 and encodes 311 amino acids. Lineage: Eukaryota; Metazoa; Chordata; Actinopteri; Cypriniformes; Cyprinidae.
ACUGAUGUAAAUGAACUGUGUUGCACAAUCUGUAAAGUCAUCUGUGUGUUUAAGGGCAGGACGUUUGGAGCAUUGACGUUAUAUUGGCUUAAAUGAGUCGAAGAAACAGCUUUUAUCACACACGCGUAAGACAUGAGGUCAUUUAGGAGGCACUUUUUUUUUUUAAGUGGCGUAGCAGUGAGUGUCGUGCUCUCAAUGACUUAUUCGCGCGUUUUAAGGAUGCCUUCGUGUGCUGUGAACGACUGCAAUGUGUCUGCUGAGCAACAUACAGUAGCUGAGAACAGAAGUGCUGUGCCGGGGUCCAGCCAGAAGGUCCGAGUGCUGUGCUGGGUAAUGACUCAGCCCACACACCUGCAGUCCAGGACCCAACAUGUUCGUGCCACAUGGGGCAAGCGCUGCAACAUGGUUCUGUACAUGAGCUCGGAGGAGUCCGAUUUCCCCACGGUAGGGCUCAACGUGACAGAAGGACGCAGUCAACUCUACUGGAAGACCAUACGGGCCUUCCAGCACAUCCACGCGCACCAUCUGGAGGAUGCUGAUUGGUUCCUCAAAGCUGACGAUGACACAUUCGUUGUCCUUGAGAAUUUACGCUACACUUUGUCAAAGUACAACACGGAGGAGCCGCUGUAUUUUGGACGUAGGUUCGCACCGUUUGUCGCACAGGGCUACAUGAGCGGAGGAGCCGGGUACGUCCUAAGUAAGGAAGCUCUGAGGAGGUUCGUGAAGGGUUUUGCUGAUGGCCUUUGUACACACGACACGGAAACUGAGGAUGUUGGUUUGGGAACAUGCAUGGAGACGAUGAAAGUUCAGCUGGGUGAUUCAAGGGACGUUUUAGGGAGACAAACUUUUCAUCCUUACCCUCCAGAUCAUUACCUGCCCAGACAGACACUCAGACCACGACCCUGGCACCUCCUCUAUGAGCAUUACCAACCCAUUGAGGGCCCUGGAUGCUGUUCAGAUUUAGCAAUCUCUUUCCACUACAUAGACGCAGUGCAAAUGCACACUUUAGAGUAUUACACAUAUCACCUACGCCCAUAUGGAUAUAAAUACAGAUUUAAGCCAGAUUAGCACUCGAACAACAGAAAUGACAUCUAAAAACAAGUAAUGUAAUCUUUAGUGAAAUUUAUUGAUACGUGUAUACUUUACUUCACUGUACCAUUAAAUGUAUGUUAUAGUUAUUGCUCUAUACAAUAUUAAAACAAGUUUUACAAAGUUACAGACUAACAACUUUAUUUGUACUAAACAUUCAUUACAAUAGCUUUAGAAAACACAGAGGUUUGCUUCAUCGUAGUCGUAAAAAUACAAGACAAGAAAAACAGGUUAAUACAGAUUUCGGGUGUCAUUCAUUUAUAAAGGAAAAAAACUGUAUGUUUGAUUGUAAUGCGUUUAAGAAUUGAUCUGAGGAGUCUUGAUUACUACAAAAGAAACAUGAGUAAUGAAACAUGGAUAAACGUUGUUGAAAUAAUUGAUGGAAAUUAUGUUAUUCAUACAAUAUAAUACAAAUUUAACAUACAAUACUAUCCCUAAGAGUUUAACACAGAUGUGUGAUGUUAUUGAUCAGUGCUAGAAGUGGGUCGAUGCUGUCCUGUACACAGUAUUAGUUAUGCUGUGCAGUGCUUUUUUACAGUAUAAAGCAGGGACAUGUUAUUAGCUUCUUACAUUAGCGUUGGUUAAAAUUAAAAUGCACGUAUAAUUCGUUCAAAUAAAAUAAAAAUAGGCAUGUGUAUCUACGCAUUAAAUUUAUGAAAUGUAGCAGUGAAUGGGUGCCGCCAGAACACAGCUUAGUCCAAACAGCUGAUAAAAACAUCACAAGUAAUCCAUACCCCUCCAGUCCAUCAGUGAACAACUUGUGAAGUGAAAAGCUGCAUGUACAAAAAAUGCAUUAGAAAGACUAUUUCAGUUUUUUUAUUUCAAUUUACUCAAUUUACUUAAAUUAUGCGUAAUAUUGCUUUCCUCAGUGAAAAAUGUCUGAAUCAGGAGAGAUGUAUGCACAAAUCAUGCCCUACUUACUAAUGAUCCAAACAUCAGUAGAUGGACUUCAUCAAUGGAAGAAGAGGAUUAUGGGCGGAUAUUUUUGAUGGUUUAAAGUUAAAACAUCUUGAUGGAUUUGUUUCAUACAAAAAC